GCCUUCGUUUUUUUGCCCGACAGAUGAAAACAUCAGUGUUGGGUGCUAAUGCCGGCUUGAUUUCUGCCACAAUCAGCAAGAUGUUUGUCAUCCUACUGCCCGUUUCUAAUCAAUACGGAUCAAGCUGUUAGUGUUUACUGUAUUUGUAGGUAGCCAAAGCCCGUUUUGUAUUUCUAUGCGCUUUUUGGAUCUCUAAUUUCCAGCGGAACAAAAAUGAACGGCUUAUCCAUCAGCGAGUUGUGCGGCCUGUUCUGUUGCCCGCCCUGUCCGAGCCGGAUUGCAGCGAAGCUGGCCUUCCUGCCCCCGGAGCCCACCUACGCUCUUCUGCCAGACCUGGAGUCCACCUCACCUGUGACCUCUAACCUCGGAGCCUCGGGUUUGCGCUCCCGUUUGGCUGGAGGUGCUGGUGCUGGUGCUGGUGCUGGUGCUGGUGGUGGAGGAGGAGGAGGAGGAGGAGGAGGAGGAGGAGGAGGAGGUGGUGCUGGUGCUGGUGCUGGUGCUGUAUUUGGUGACAGGACUGGAGAAGGUAGAUGGAAGCUGCACCUCUCUGAACGAGCUGAGUUCCAGUACACCCAGAGGGAGCUGGAUGGAACCGAGGUCUUCCUCACUCACUCCAGCCGUGGCAACAGAGUGGGAUGCAUGUACAUCCGCUGUGCCCCAUCCGCAAGGUACACUGUGCUCUUUUCUCAUGGUAACGCUGUGGAUCUCGGUCAGAUGAGCAGCUUCUACAUCGGUCUGGGCACUCGUAUCAACUGCAACAUCUUCUCUUACGAUUAUUCUGGUUAUGGGGUCAGUACAGGCAAGCCCUCUGAGAAAAAUCUGUAUGCAGACAUAGACGCCGCGUGGCACGCUCUGCGCUCAAGGUAUGGCAUCAGCCCCGAGAAUAUAAUCCUUUACGGGCAGAGCAUUGGUACCGUGCCCACCGUGGACCUGGCGUCCCGUUAUGAGUGUGCUGCCGUGGUGCUUCACUCACCCCUCACCUCGGGGAUGAGGGUGGCGUUCCCUGACACCAAGAAGACCUACUGCUUUGACGCCUUCCCAAACAUUGAGAAGGUGUCUAAAAUCACAUCUCCGGUGCUGAUCAUCCACGGGACGGAGGACGAAGUGAUCGAUUUUUCUCACGGUCUGGCCCUGUUUGAGCGUUGCCCGAAGGCCGUGGAGCCGUUGUGGGUUGAAGGGGCCGGGCACAACGACAUCGAGCUCUACAGUCAGUACCUGGAACGCCUGCGCCGUUUCAUCAGCCAGGAAGUGGCUGCACAGUAAACGCCCCCUACGUUUCGCUCAUGCCAACAAAUCGUCGACAUAUGUGGAAAGCAACCAAACCGAAUCUGGUUCUGGUGGGUCUGUUCUUCUGUAAACUUCCGACUCUUGCUUUUCUAUCAGCCUGGAGCUGAGUUUUCUACCGAGAAGACCCCUCGACUUCACACCCAAAAGAUCUGAAUGUGUGAGCGUCGGUCUCAGGACCUCAGUGCGUCUGAGGCACCGCCGGUUGAUUUGGCUUGUGAUUUAUGUGAACACGACAAAUGAAAUGAAAUGGCAUUUGAACAGGACUAAUAUCUAAUAUCUCUUUAUGAAGCUCUUAUCAUGUGGGUGGUUAUGUACUUUCUCUUUUGUUAGUUCUUGUUGGUUAGCAUAAGACCAGUUUUAAAAUACAGCAUCAUUACCUUUUCAGACAAGAACUCUCUGCUGGACAGAUUGUGUGUGUGUGUGUGUGUGUGUGUGUGUGUGUGUGUGUGUGUGUGUGUGUGUGUGUACAAUAUUUUUUAGACCAUCCGCUGUGUAUGAAUGUGGUUACCUUUUUACUGUUGAACUUAUACACUACGAGUCAAAAGUUUGGACACAACGAGUUUGAUUUACAUGAUCUUUUUGGAAAUUCUAUACAAUACUAAAAUCAUAAUGAUUUUUUUUUUGUUUUGUUUGUGAACAGACCAGCGACGCAACCAGCAACUCUCCAGUACGCAUGCAAACAUCUUUAAUCCAUUUUAAAAACUGUCCCAGGAUUCUGCUUGUGAAAUUAACGAAUGUCCAGAGCUGGAAUCUAGACAAAGAAGAAACUCAAUAUAAUGUUAUUUAAUUUUAUGUAAGACAAAAAUAUUACUAGAUGUUUCCAAACUUUUGACUAGUAGUGUAGGUGCACAGUAUACCGGUGUUGUUUCUCCAGAUUCUACGUUUUUCGUUGAGCAUUUUUUUCUUUUUCUUCCCUGUCAUUUAAGACCCAAUCACCGUUUUUUAAUGAUGUGGGUAGAGCCGUGUUCGUACGAUAUGGAUGCAUGGAAAUACGCUACCAUUCAAAAGUUUGGGAUCAGUAGGUUCCGUUGAACGUAAAGGGUUUUAUCUAGCAAGAUCAAGAUAAAUGAUUUCAAAGAGACAUUCGCAAUGUUACCAAAUAUUCUGUUAUCGAAGAAUCCUGUAUCAAGGUUUCCCCCAAAGAUAUUAAAAGCAACUGUUUUUAAAGAAACAUUUCUAAUCGUUAUCAAACCAGCAUUUUACACUAAUUUCUGGAGUAAUGAAGAUUCCUCGCAGGAACAAAUUAACUUUUCUAUUUGACCACAUUUUAAUUUUGUAAUUAUAUUUCACAAUAAUGCAGUUUUCACUGUGUUUUUGAUCAAAUAAAUGCAGCCUCGUAGACUCUUUCAAAACAAAAAAAAACGUACUUACCCCAAACUUUUGAACAGUAGUCUAUCAGGAUUUUUUUCCUCGCCAUGUUGCAUUGAUCCUUAUAACACUAUUUCUGUUCGCUAUUCGUGCGUUCGUUUAUUUCACUUACGUGUUUAAGAAGAAACCGAUUGUCUACGUAAGCAAAACUCAGAAGCUGCUUCUAUGAGACAAAAGAGAAGUAAAACUCUUCCCUGGUCCAGUUGAUAUGAUCUCGUGAUGCAUCGGUGUUGUGAAAUAUGUAUCACAAUGAAGUAGUUGGCAUUUCCAGCCUCUUAAAUGGGGACUGAAUUUGUAAAUAUUUCGAUUUCUUGAUCCUUUUUUCCGCUUUUUCCCCCCCAUGCGCUGAAUCGUGGUGGAGGUUAACAGCCGUGAUUUUGCCCACCGUGAGCACCUGAUCCGAAUGACGGGAAAUCUCACUCUACACCCCGAACAUCACACGUUCUUCCCUCGUUCGGCUCAUGCACGUUGAUGUAAUGAUGCGUAAAAUGAACCCUGACACCCAAGUCGACUCGCGAUUGACAGUUUUCUGAGCCGUCUCAGAAUGGGGUCGUGACCUCCAUCCACUGCUGACCUCUCGUCUGUGUUUACGUCUGCGAGAGGAAGAUCCGUGACAGGUUUUUUUAAUAUUAAAGCAUGCCAGGUCGUCGAAUCACGUUACCGUCGAUUUUUUUUGCUAUUUCCAAUCGCAGUUUGUAUAUUGAGCUAUUUAUAGCGGCCACUUCUCACGCAAACAAGCCUCGCCGUAUUAGACAUGCUCUUAUGUGGUCAGUGGAUAUUUAACACAAACUUCCAGAUCUAUUUUUAUAAGGUUGACAAGUCUUUGCUAUAAUAUGAACAAACCUUUCACUGUUUCAGAGCCAUUUUUAAAGGGAUAGGCGUGUCUUUGUAGCCUGGCUUUUUUUUUUUUUUUUUUUUUUACGUUAAAGUGGUAGUUCACCCAAAAAUGAAAAUGCGACUUAAUUUCUUCCAUGGACCGUAAACGGGUCAUUUUUGUAUAUUAUAAAAGUCUCUUUUUCAUUCAGUGAAAGCACAUGGUGACCAAGAGCUGUCGAGCUCAGAGAUGAUGAUGAAUUUGCGAAUAACCACAAAAAAAAUUACUCUGUCAGCAUUUGAUAGUUUCUAACAUAUGUGAAGAAGAUAUUUAAACAGAAAUAUUAGUAACCUGUCAUUUUUGGUUCCCAUUGACUUGCAUUGUAUUUUUGGUCCAAACAGUGGAAGUGAGUGGGAAUCAAGACCAUUCUUCAGAAUAUCUUCUUUUACGUUCCACUGAAGAAAGUCAUACAAGCUUGAAAGGAUGAGACAGUUAUACUUUUUUUUGGUCCUUUUGGGGUCUUCAAAGCGACUGGUCACUAUAUGCUUUCUUUUUAUGAACCACGAGGAAGAGUUUUUAGGUGAACUGUUUCUUUAAAAGGAAUUUGCAACCUCUUUAACAUCUAGUUUGCUAUACCUCCCUUAAGAUCGGUCGUUUUUUUAUCCCGAUGUAAUGUUACCCUGCAAUUCUUAAGACGGUUUUUAAGACUUCGACAUUUUUAAGACCCCGACCCUUGUAAAAAGCAGCGUGUACUCAGGAACAUUUUCACUCGUUUGGCUGACAAGGCUCUGCGUGUUUGUCCUGAAAUGCUGCCAGCGAAACAAAAACCUGCUUCACGCUGAUCUUAGGUACUGCAGGCUGCAGGAAAAAUCGUGUUUCACGUCGACACCCGUGUCGUAGCGAGCAUAGCAAACUUUGUGUUAAAGCAGGUGUGUGCCACUUGCAGAAUGCAUGUAAUAGAUAAGACAUGAAAAGAAAACGGACUAAUUAUAGCGUGCGAGUGUCGGUGUAUAUUACGAAUUUCCGAGAUUAAAUAGUUCACGUUAGCCUAAUGUAUAAAAAGACGUUAGUAUGUCGAAUUUUUUUUAUUUAUUUUUUGCUUUUUAGAGCUCUAUUGAAAAGGGUUAGUAUUCACAUCUCUGAACAACCGAGCAAUAAUGUCAAACCUCUGCCUGUGAGAGCUGGAUAGAUUUAUCAGACUCACGCAAAACUCCACACGAUGAUCAUUUGAAGGGUUUGCACUUUCAGCGACGCAGCACAACCUUAUCUGAGAACUCUAAAACACUCUAUGCCGACUCACAAUUUUGUAUAGCGAUAUAAAGCUAAUUUGCUGUAUUUCUAGUCACACUAAGUCACAUAUCUAUAUCGAGAUUUGCAAGAAAAUGACUGUAUAUUACCAGGUACACGUCUGUAUAAAGAGGUGAUGGUGUGUCCCCUAUGAUGUAAGAUGCUUUGUGUGUGUUGGGUAAUGUUUUCUUUUUUUAGCCGGAAGAUGUGAUGUACUGUGAUUGAGUAAUAAAGGAAAGUUGUAAAGUUA
Puntigrus tetrazona (Sumatra barb) is the source of this 5006-nucleotide messenger RNA. It is a transcript of the gene abhd17aa, whose product is annotated as abhydrolase domain containing 17A, depalmitoylase a. Gene Ontology annotation, molecular function: palmitoyl-(protein) hydrolase activity. The record is from RefSeq and is a predicted model, not a curated record. The transcript is spliced from 5 exons. Gene Ontology annotation, cellular component: endosome membrane; plasma membrane. Gene Ontology annotation, biological process: protein depalmitoylation. Lineage: Eukaryota; Metazoa; Chordata; Actinopteri; Cypriniformes; Cyprinidae. Bases 214 to 1263 code for a protein of 349 amino acids.